Messenger RNA from Symbiodinium necroappetens, 549 nucleotides. The record is from the annotation of a GenBank genome assembly. NCBI's taxonomy places the organism in Eukaryota, Dinophyceae, Suessiales, Symbiodiniaceae.
AUGUACGGCACUUUUGAGGAGGGCGUGCAGCCCACCGUAGGAAUGGAUUUCCAGAGCAAGACCGCAUACCUCGAGGAUGGGAGGUCGAUGCGCCUUCAGCUGUGGGACACGGCUGGCCAGGAGCGAUUCCGAAGCCUAAUCCCCAGCUACAUCCGGGAUGCUGCAGCUGCAGUGAUCGUGUACGACAUCACAAGACAAGCAUCCUUUCAGGGAACGAGGGCAUGGAUCUCCGAUGUCCGAGCGGAGAGAGGUGAAGAAGCGGUUCUGGCAGUUGUCGGCAACAAGUUGGACCUUGCAGACGAGCGCCAGGUCUCCGAGGAGGAGGGCCGCGAACUUGCCAAGGAGCUCGGCGUACUGUUUCUGGAGACCAGUGCCAAGAGAGGAGAGAAUGUGAAUGCCCUUUUUCAGCAAGUGGCAGCUGCGCUCCCUUGUGAGCGGCCUGGGCCCUCUCCGGAGCGUCCGAAACCGAGCGACACUGGCUUCCAGCUUCGAAGUCAGGAACAUGGUCGUGAUGCUGGAGAGAAGAAGAAGAAGCAGUGUAAGUGCUGA